AUGGUGGCUUACGAAUUCUGUUUAAUAGCUCUGAAGUUCCUUACACUUCGGGUAAGUUUCUCGACAUUCUGUCCGCCAUGGGAUGCCAUUCCCUCCCUGCCAUGGGAUGACAUUCCCUCCCUGCCAUGGGAUGCCAUUCCCUCCCUGCCAUGUGAUGCCAUUCCGUCCCUGCCAUGGGAUGCCAUUCCCUCCCUGCCAUGGGAUGCCAUUCCCUCCCUGCCAUGGAAUGCCAUUCCCUCCCCGCCAUGGGAUGCCAUUCCCUCCCUGCCAUGGGAUGCCAUUCCCUCCCUGCCAUGGGAUGCCAUUCCCUCCCUGCCAUGGAAUGCCAUUCCCUCCCUGCCAUGGGAUGCCAUUCCCUCCCUGUCACGGGAUGCCACUCCCUCCCUGCCAUGGGAUGCCAUUCCCUCCCUGCCACAGGAUGCCAUUCCCUCCCUGCCAGGGGAUGCCAUUCCAUCCCUGCCAUGGGAUGCCAUUCCCUCCCUGCCAUGGGAUGCCAUUCCCUCCCCGCCAUGGGAUGCCAUUCCCUCCCUGCCAUGGGAUGCCCCUCCCUGCCAUGGGAUGCCCCUCCCUGCCAUGGGAUGCCCCUCCCUGCCAUGGGAUGCCCCUCCCUGCUUUGUCCAGCAAAUGGCCGACAAGAACCAUCCCAACAUCGUGCGGCUGCUCGGGUUUGCUGUUGGAGGGGACAUGAGGACACGGCCAGAGCAGAUCUUGAUCUACGAGUUUGUUCCAAACGGCGACCUUGGCCACUAUCUUAAGAAUGGUGCGUUCCAGCUUCGGUGUGCUCAUGCUUGUGGUGCUCACCGGCCGCAGCCCACGAUCUACAGACGGUGGGAAGAGCAAUCACAUCCUGCAAUGGGUGGAGGCGUGCCUUUACUCAGCACAGCACGGGCGCCUCAGAUGAUGCGGUGUCAUGCAGCACGUGCGUGCAUGCCCAUGUCCACCAAUCAGGUGAAAGCAUGCAUCUCCUCAGACACCUGUCCCUUCCUCAAGGAUCUCGGCAUGGACGCCCCAGAUGAUGUUGCACUGCGCCUGGCCCAGCUGGCUCUGCGCUGCACUGUGCAGCGCACUGCAAGCCGGCCCAGCAUGGCAGACGUUGCCAACGAGCUGCAGGGAAUCAGGCACGAGGUGGUGGGGAAGGAGGAGCUCAGUGCAGCGAUCAAGGUGGAUGAGCAAGCAGAGGAGAUGAGCACCGGGACGUCUUUUCCCAGUGACUUGGCUGAGCAGCUGCGAUUGAUUAGGAGAGAUGAGCGGUGGGACAUCUUUUCCCAGUGA
Closterium sp. Naga37s-1 is the source of this 1272-nucleotide messenger RNA. Lineage: Eukaryota; Viridiplantae; Streptophyta; Zygnematophyceae; Desmidiales; Closteriaceae. The record is from the annotation of a GenBank genome assembly.